Thlaspi arvense is the source of this 836-nucleotide messenger RNA. The record is from the annotation of a GenBank genome assembly. Lineage: Eukaryota; Viridiplantae; Streptophyta; Magnoliopsida; Brassicales; Brassicaceae.
UUUAAACUCAAAAUAAUAUAAAAACACCAACACUGUUCUAAAACAAAAACAAAAAAACAAUAUUAUUAUCUCAGCUGAGUCCCAAUUCCCCAACAUUGGGUUUCUCUCUUCGCUUUGAAAAUAGCUAAUGGGCCAUUUAGUUCAAGAGACCCGUUUAGUUGGAAUCGCAUGAUGUCAUUUCAAUCCAACGGCUGAGAUUCAUUCUAUACCAACAAGGAUAAUCUGAAGGAGUGAUGAGAAUUAACGAAAGCAAAGAAAUCUGGAUUUUUACUCUUCUGCAUCCGUCGAGAAAGCUAAACUGGGUUUUAGUUUGAUCCACCAACUUGAUCGAUCCUUCUGAUUUCGCUAAGAUAAUCGGCGUUUGGUGAGCUGAUCGAUCCGAUCUAGGAGAAAAAUGGGAGGAGCCGAGCAUGGAGGAGAAGGUGGCGAUUUCAGAGCCAAAGUUUGGAGUAUGUCUGGUGGGCCUUACUGUAGGCCCAAGCAUUGGCGUCGGAACACCGCCAUUGCCAUGUUUGGAGUUUUCCUUGUCUGCAUUCCCAUCGCCAUGAAGUCUGCUGAGCUCGAGCAAAGGCCACACAUGCCGGUGCGCCCAAUUCCUUCACAGAUAUGGUGCAAGAACUUUGGAACCAAGGACGAUUACGAAAAGGAGCAUUAAGUUUAUUAAGCUUUUCAAUUUUCACAGAACUGACCAUGAUAAUAAUAUGUUUUUGCCUUGCCAUGUUCAACACAUGGAAUAUUCCUCUUUUAAUUUUAUUGUUUUAACGAUAUUCUUACUUCUAAAAAACGUUUUGCACGCUUUGUUUAUCAUGUCGUUCUCAAAAUUUUGGGACUUAACA